Messenger RNA from Malassezia restricta, 2424 nucleotides. Its product is annotated as anaphase-promoting complex subunit 6. Lineage: Eukaryota; Fungi; Basidiomycota; Malasseziomycetes; Malasseziales; Malasseziaceae. Gene Ontology annotation, biological process: cell division. The record is from RefSeq and is a predicted model, not a curated record. Gene Ontology annotation, molecular function: protein binding. Bases 1 to 2424 code for a protein of 807 amino acids. The transcript has a single exon.
AUGCCGCCACGUCGAUCGUCAGCGCGACGGAACGCGCCUGACGCAAGGCGGCCGAUCAAGCUGCCUACGCUGGUCAACGCUGACGGCAGCAUCAAUGUCGCUCGAAUGGAAGACGAUGAGGCGAGCAACAGUGGUCUUUUGGACCUUGUGCCGUCGCUUCCCAGCACGCGUAUACCAUCGACGCAAAGCGUACACACACCCGUCCUUGACGACGACGCGGUGCGCAUGCCGCCGCCUUUGCUUGGAAAAGAGCGCGCACGGAAAGUGUCGCGCAGUGACGCGCCAAGGACGGCCUUUUCUACGCAUGCGCCCUUACAUGAUGAGCGCUCCGUCUCAUCAGACGAGUCGAAUGUCAGCGUCGUGGUACACGACCAAGAUCCACCGAAGGCACCCGUAUCUGAUCCAACACCGAACCUCCCAAUGCGCCUGCGACGGUGGAUGCACGAUGCCAUGAAGCAGCACAUGUAUGGGACAGCCAUCUUCUGGGGCCAGCAAGUAGUGGCGUUGGAAACGAGUGAAGCCGCCUACAACGAUGCCUACUGGCUAGCGCAGGCUUACUUUCUUACGCACCAAUAUGAACGCGCCGAACAGCUUCUCACGACGCCGCUCCGAUGCGGUGCUGUACCCCUUCCGUCCGAUUCCCAUGGCGAGACACCUGUAGGUACGCGAGGUGAUGCGCUGCACGCAGCGUUGACCGCUACGCGUGCCUCAAGUGUACUGCCUCCACAGCUACAGGAGCGUCGGGGCCAUGCUGACACAUAUGCUAGUGUUGCACCCAGACAAGAUGCACCGAAAAGCGCCGCUCGCACGCGCGUCACGUCGGCUCGCCGCCGAAAACGAUCGCCGUCUCCCAGUGACCCAUUUCAAGUGUCGCAAGAGGCGCCUAUACCGAUGGACGACGAAUUUUCGCGUCUCGUGGUGCGUGCCGACGCAUCUGAGCGACCAGGACCGUGUCUCGUGAACUGGAGCGCACCCUGUCGUUACCUGGCGGCACAGUGCCAGGUGCGUAUGGGGCAGUUUCAUGAGGCGCUCGCGCUGACGGGGGAAGAUCAUACGCGAUGGACGGGUCACGCCAUGUCAGCCAAGACGCCCGCGCUCGACGGUGGACUCAAGCUGGGCUCGAGUGUAUGCCAUUUGCGCGGUCAGAUCUACUUGCGGCUUGAUGAGCCAGCCAAGGCCAAAGAGGCAUUUAUGUUAGCGCUAGCGCUGGACGUGAAGAACUAUGACAGUUUCGUGGCGCUGGUGCACGGGAGUUUGCUGGGCGAAGAGGAGCAAUGGUCGUUUGUGCAGACGCUCGAGUACGCUGCUCAGGCUGGCGCGGAAGACCAUGCACAGGCAGAUAUGGAGUGGGUUCGGCUCAUGUACACGACGCAGUUGUCGCAGCGCAUGGUACAGCACGCACUGCAUGCUGCACACGCGCGGCAAAGCAUCGUGAAUGCGCACGAGGGCAUGCGCUCACACCCGCCGGUGCUGUACAGCUUUGCCGAGCAGCUGUGGCAGGCGAUGCGGCUUGAAGACGCGUUUACAGUGACGCAGCAUAUUCUGUCGCUCGACGCGGGUUUUUUCCUCGCAUUGCCGAUCCAUCUGGGUUGCAUGUACUAUCUGCCACGACUCCGUCCGUCGUUGUUCCUUCUGGCUCACAAGCUGACCGAGGCACACCCUGAUAGCUGCGAGGCAUGGUACGCUGUCGGUAUAUGGUACGCCGCUGCACAUCGCUGGAGCGACGCGCGCCGCUACUUCAGCAAGGCGUCCUUGCUAGACCCUCGAUUCGUUCCAUCAUGGAUCGCCUUUGGGCACAGUUUCGCCCUCGAAGGCGAGUCAGACCAGGCCAUCACAGCAUACUCCACGGCCGCGCGCAAGUUUCCGCAGGCAGGCCUCCCGCGCCUGUUUAUUGGCAUGGAACAGCUGGUGCAGGGCAAUCGCAGCCUUGCACUGCUCUUUUUAGAAAGCGCUGCCGAGGAACUUGAGAGCGACCCACUAUGCGCCAACGAGCGUGGCGUCGCGCUGUUCCUCAGCGGACAGGUCACGGAGGCCAUGCACCUGUUUCUCCAGGCUAUCCAGACGGCGUCCGAGACACAGCACCCCGCCUCAGCAUGGUCAGCUGUGCACCUGAACCUCGGUAUGGCGUAUCGUCGCCUGCAUCGUGACGACGAUGCACGCGAAUGUUUCCUGCGCGUCAUUGAGCUCGAUGCCGCUUGUGCACCUGCCUAUAUCGCGCUCGGCAUGUGUGCACACCGCCAAGGCGACCUAGCUGGCGCCGUCGGAUGGUACCACGAAGGCCUGGGAAUUGAUCCGCGUGAUCCUGUUGGCACGGAACUGCUGGCCAUAGCUCUGGAUGCACGCGCAGCGCAAGGCCUGCCCGAGGCACUGGCCCUCUCGGUGGACGAAACGAGUGUGUCGAUGGAGGAGUCAUCAGCGGCUUAG